Rhodamnia argentea is the source of this 1210-nucleotide messenger RNA. RefSeq names its product WRKY transcription factor WRKY71-like. Bases 127 to 900 code for a protein of 257 amino acids. The transcript has 4 exons. The record is from RefSeq and is a predicted model, not a curated record. Gene Ontology annotation, biological process: regulation of DNA-templated transcription. NCBI's taxonomy places the organism in Eukaryota, Viridiplantae, Streptophyta, Magnoliopsida, Myrtales, Myrtaceae. Gene Ontology annotation, molecular function: DNA-binding transcription factor activity; sequence-specific DNA binding.
UAUAGCGAAACCUUAUCCAUUCUCUUCUUGCUUCAUCGUUUUCUUCGACGAUAUAUAAGGUCUCGUGGUCGGUCUCUCUCGUACUCAUUGCCAACUGAGUUGAAGUUUUUCCAUCCUCUUAGCUUCAUGUUUUCAGUCAUGGAUGGUCCUGCUCCUCAUGAUAAGGGAAUGGUGAAAAUGUUUCAAGAUGAACUGGAGCGAUUGAGGAAGGAGAAUGAAACUCUCAAAGUCAUGGUUGAAGUCAUUGGGAGCAAAUGCAAGAUCCUCGAAACCCAUUUCCAGGAAAGCCGUUGUCCUCCAUAUCAUCAUGACUGCAACAAGAGAGCGAGGAUUGAAGAAUCUCCGUUCACUAAAUCGUCUAAAAUCUUUGUCAAAGUCGAUGAGGAGGACAAGAGCUUGGUAGUGAGAGAUGGAUAUCAAUGGAGGAAAUAUGGACAGAAGGUCACGAAGGAUAAUCCGUCGCCUCGAGCUUAUUAUCGGUGCUCCAUGGCUCCGGGGUGCCCUGUCAAGAAGAAGGUACAAAGAAGCGUGGAAGACAGGACUCUUGUCGUUGCGACCUACGAAGGACUACACAACCAUGGGACCGUCGAUGCCGUCAACCGCGAUCACCUUCCUUCAUGCUCGGACCCUUCACCAAAAGGUCAGCUAGUGAAUCCCGAUUUUACACUGAUAACUGCAAUGCCGCCAAGCUCCAUACAACAGCCGGUCACUCUCGAUCUCACUCUCUCCGGAAGCAGUUUUGCUCAGAACCCCAACCCCUCUUAUCUAAACAAGAAUCUCAGCUUUGGCAACAGAAGCAGCGAUUGCGACAAGAUCGAAGAGUACGCGGCUUCUUUAGUUAGAGACCCAAAGUUCGCUGAAGCUCUAGCUCUUAUAGUUGCCCGUACGCUAAACAACUGAGUUGGAUGAUGUGCUGAUUCAGACAAAUUCAUUAGAAGCAUCAUUUGUUCUUCUUGUUUGUAGAAUUUACUAGAUUAAGUUUGAGGACAUUGCUUUGUCAAGUAGCUGUGAUUUCUAUUCAAGUUAUGAUGGAUCAAAUAGUUCAGGCAUUGCUAUACUGCAGUUACUCCUUACUGUUGACAACAUAUGGAUUUUUUAAUUAGUCCUCUGUCCUUUUCCUUUUUGUCAUGAGUAAUGUUUGGUAAUCUUGUAUGGACAAAAGCUAGAAACUGUCACUCAUUCUAGGUUCAUCAAGCAAUAAAUUAUGUAU